CUGCCGCGGGGUCCGGGGGGGGGGGCUGGGAGGAAGAGGGAGCGAGCGCCCUGCACCCCAAUCCCGAAGGCCCGGGCCUGAGAUGAAAGGAGCCCCGAAGUAAAGAGGGGACUAGCCGUGCCCGGAGUCGGGCCGCUUUGUCGCUCCAGAUGCUGCUGCUGCCCCCGCGGCCGCCCCACCCUCGCUCCUCCUCGCCGGAGGCCAUGGACCCGCCGUCCCCCAAGGCAGACAGCCCUCCCUCCACUCCUCCCGCGGUGGCGGCGCCCCUGCCGCCGACGCCCGCCCACCUGCUCAUCGACGCCAACGGGGUCCCCUACACGUACACGGCGCCGCCGGAGGAGCCGCCGCCGAGCCCGCCCCCCCGCGAGCCGUCUCCGGUGGAGCCCCCGCCCCGCAAGGGCUACAACUGCCCGGAGUGCGGCCGCGUCUUUGCCAGCCCCCUGCGGCUGCAGAGCCACCGCGUGUCGCACUCGGACCUCAAGCCCUUCACGUGCGCCGCCUGCGGCAAGGCUUUCAAGCGCUCCAGCCACCUGUCCCGGCACCGCGCCACGCACCGCGCCCGCGCCGGCCCGCCGCACACCUGCCCGCUCUGCCCGCGCCGCUUCCAGGACGCCGCGGAGCUGGCGCAGCACAUGGGCCUCCACUGAGCCCGGCCCGGCGCUGGGCCUCGGCGUCCGCACACACACACACUCCCUGGCGCUGCUGAGGCUAGUGCCUUACCCCGGGCCUCAGUGUCCCCCUCUGCCCCG
Molecule: messenger RNA, 749 nt
Organism: Pipistrellus kuhlii (Kuhl's pipistrelle)
Lineage: Eukaryota; Metazoa; Chordata; Mammalia; Chiroptera; Vespertilionidae
Gene: ZNF580
Product: zinc finger protein 580
Exons: 2
Coding region: 150-647 (165 amino acids)
Biological process (GO): regulation of transcription by RNA polymerase II
Molecular function (GO): DNA-binding transcription factor activity; RNA polymerase II cis-regulatory region sequence-specific DNA binding
Source: RefSeq, a predicted model, not a curated record